CCCUCCCCCUGCAGUGAGCUACGCCAUCUCCCGGAGUAGCGUAGGUAUUGGGGGGAACUGGGGUUUCUCUAUGUUAUGGGGGUGGGAAAAAGGGGUGUCUCUUCUCACCCUGCCCUGCCAAGCACUAUGGGCAUUUGGAGGUGGAGGAUGGAGGGUCUUUGUGUAGCGGGGGUUGUUGGAGGAAGAUGGGUGUGGUGCUGUAGGAGUGGUCUCCCCCUGCAGUGAGCUACCCCCAGCCACCCCCUGGAACACCACAUGGCACUGGGGGUGGGAGGUGGCAUAGAGGGAUGUCUGUGCAGUGGGGGAUAUGGGGAGUUGGCAGAAGGAGGGUGUCUUUCUCUGGACUCUGCCUGUGUCCUCUCCCCACAGAGAGCUAUCCCCGAAGCCCCCUAUGCAUGUGGUAUUGGGGUGGGGGUAUAGGGGAUAUUGGGGAUAUGUGGGUGUAAUGGGUGUCUCUGCAGUAGGGACUAUGUGGGGUAGGCAUCUCUCCACACUCCUCCCAUCCCCCACCCCAGUGAGCCACUGCCCCAGAGCACCAUGGGCUACUGGGUGUGGCAUAUUGGGUUGGGGUUCUCUAAGAAGGGGGUUUAUUGGAGGGGAUAAAGAGGGCAUAUCAGGGUGGAAGCUAUGAGCGGUAUUGGGUAUACUGGAGGGUCUCUACAUAGUGGGGUUAUUGGAGUGAGCUCUCCCCUGACCCCUGCAGCCCCCAACCCUGCCGAGAACCAUGGGGCACUGCCUGUCUGCUACUCAUCUAAGGAGUCAAUCCUGAGUGGGGCGGGGGUGGGGCAGACACCCCAUAGUGGGCGGGGCAGCGUGAUGCGACGGGCUACGGUGCUGGCCCUGCUGACAGUGGUGCUGGCCUACCUGGUGAGCGGCGCCUUCGUCUUCCGCCUGCUGGAGCAGCCGCAUGAGAGCCGCCAGCAGGAGGCACUGCAGGUCAUCCGUGAGCAGUUCCUGCAGAGAUAUCGCUGUGUGCCCAGCCAGGAGCUGGACACACUCAUCCUGCAUGUCAGAGACGCCAUGGGUGCCGGCGCUGACCCCACAGCCAACAGCACCAAUAGCACCAGCACCAACUGGGACAUGGGCAGCGCCUUCUUCUUCGCUGGCACCGUCAUCACCACCAUCGGGUUCGGUAACACAUCCCCCAAGACAGAGGGGGGGCGUCUCUUCUGCAUCUUCUACGCUCUGGUUGGGAUCCCGCUCUUCGGGAUGCUGCUGGCUGGGGUGGGCGACCACCUGGGCUUCUCGCUGCGCCAGGCCAUCAGCAAGGUGGAGGAUAUCUUCCUGAAAUGGCAGGUGAGUCCUACCAUUGUUAGGGUUCUCUCUGCCCUGCUCUUCAUCCUCAUUGGCUGCAUCCUCUUCGUCACCAUCCCCACCAUUGUGUUCCAGCGAGUGGAGGGCUGGACCCUGCUGGAAUCUGUCUACUUCGUGGUCAUCACGCUGACUACCAUCGGCUUCGGGGACUAUGUAGCAGGUGAUGGUAUGGGGGACAAGCACCCCUGGUACAAGCCUCUGGUCUGGUUCUGGAUCCUGCUGGGCCUCGCCUACUUCGCCUCCAUCCUCACCAUGAUUGGCAACUGGCUGCGGGUGUUGUCCCGUCGCACACGGGCCGAGAUGGGAGGCCUCACCGCGCAGGCUGCCAGCUGGACAGGGAAUGUGACAGCCCAGCUGCGGGUGACGGGCAUGGGGCUGCCCGAGAAGCUUCAGAAAGUGGGGACGCUGAAGGGACACCCACCCUCCCCUAUGCCCCCAGAGCUUCCACCUUCUCCACCACCUCCCUUGCCUCGCCCGGAGCUCCCCUCUCCCAGCACCGCCCUGCAGGUGGCCCAGCUCAACGCCCGCAACAUGGCCGCCUCAGCGGGGGGCGGCCUGCGCCCUAUAGACUACAUGGGGGAGAACCUGGCCUUCAUCGAUGAGAGCUCCGACACCCAGAGCGAGGCGCCCAGCGAAGGGGGGCUGCAGGCCAAGCGCCCCCGCCAACUCCGCCGCCUGCGUACCCGCCACACCCACGGCCAGCCCCCCGGCCUGCCUAUGGACCUGCUGAGCCGCACUCGCCACAAGGGCGAGGCGGUCUAGAGGGGAGUGGAGCGACCCCAGCACGGAGACUGCUACCCUGCAGCAUGGUGCUACCUGUGCCCCCAACAGCAUAGAGACUGCCCCCCUGGCUGUCAGCUGGGCCUUCCUGUCCCCCAUGGUACCAAUGGGCCCCCACCAACACAGACCUCCCAUCCUUCAUGGUACCAACUGGGCCACCCCGCAUGGAGACAUCCCAUCCCCUGUGAUGGCAACUGCCCCCCUGCUGCCAACUGCCAACCCAGCACUGAGACUGCCUCUCCCACCCCGGUACCAGCUGAGCACCCCUGGCACAGAGACACCAUCCUCCAUGGUCCCCUCAAGGUGCUAACUGUCCCUCCCCAGCACCAGACCCCACCCACGCCCAGAAAAGGGAUUUGCUCCCAUCCCCUUCCUGGUACCAGGAGACCCACUCCAAUACAGGGAACCCCACUGCACACAGACACCUACCACCCCAGUUCAGAGACUAACUCCCUCCCCUGGAGUGUCUGGGGGGCAGCUCGUGGGGGACACCCCCGUCUCCCCCCAAAUCUGUGCCUCAUUUGCCUUGUGAGCUGGGUCCUUAAGCCCCCCCAAAAGGGGGGAGGGAUCAAACUGCCAAAUGAUAUUCUGAACCCCCAAACUCCUGGGGGGUGACCCCUCCCAAAUCAACUGGGGGAAUUUAUUGAACCGAACAAGGGGCAAUGCUGUUCCCUGCUGCCUCCCCCACUCCCCCGUGGUGUAGGGAGUGGGGGUGUCCACCCAGCGAUCCCGCUGUGUGUCUGUCUGUCCUGUCGCCGCCCGCCCCCCCCAAUCCACACACACAAAGGUGCCUGUUUGACUCUGUUCGAUGGACGAUUUUUUGUUUUGUUUUUUAUUUUCCAGAUUAAACCAAAAUCUGAAUGAGA
This is a messenger RNA of Mauremys reevesii (Reeves's turtle), 2960 nucleotides long. It is a transcript of the gene KCNK4, whose product is annotated as potassium two pore domain channel subfamily K member 4. Gene Ontology annotation, cellular component: membrane. Gene Ontology annotation, molecular function: potassium ion leak channel activity. The transcript has 7 exons. The coding region runs from base 628 to 2076 and encodes 482 amino acids. The record is from RefSeq and is a predicted model, not a curated record. Lineage: Eukaryota; Metazoa; Chordata; Testudines; Geoemydidae. Gene Ontology annotation, biological process: potassium ion transmembrane transport; stabilization of membrane potential.